AUGUCUACUCCUCCGGAUGAAAAUGCCGCUUAUCAUGAACUCGCUCGAAUAUUCUCCGCCAGACGCAAAGAUAAUAACGUCUUAGAGAUCGAGAUACUCCCGCCCGGUCUUGGUCCACUGCUACAAGAUGGGAACUCGGUCGGACUUACGAAGAAGUACCUGGUUCAGGCUUUCGUAACGGCCAGACGAAUAUUCUUCGAUGCAUCAAACGAGCCGUUCUAUUUUUCCGAUGCCAGUGGUCAUGAAGACGAGCGCAAAGCCCCGCAGAACGAGUCCCUACUACAGAAACGAAGAGACGGCCUGCUAAACGCCAGCGAAAUUAUCCUCCUCUUCGAUUGUGAACAUCUGACGGCAUGCAGCUGGCGCAAAAGACGUCUGGCUGCCCUAAGCCAGCGUGCUGGCUCUGCGGACGCCGGCUAUACUCAUCGGGAGAUGCUCAUCCGUGAAUUGGAUACAGAGAUGUCUCUACUGACCACCUACAUUUGCUCUCCACUGCAUCGUCAUACGAAAUCUCCGACACUGUAUAACCACCGGCUAUGGGUGUUGAGACAGAUGCUAUCUGACAGUAGCAGAAAAUUGGCCGGGAGAGAAGAUGACGAGGAGAUCGUUUCCAGCCAAAAGGUGCUAGAGAAGGAAGUAUCUAUUGUUCUCCGAUCCGGAGAACUGCACCCGAAAAAUUACUACGGAUUCACUUAUUUAAGACAACUUCUCGACAUCUUAUCGGGCAGUGAUGAAGACCAAGAAUGCGCUUCUGCGCGUCUAGCUGCCUUAAUCAUACCAGAAGUGUUGGACUGGUGUCUCGCACAUCCCAGUGACAUUUCCGGCUGGAUGUUCACUUUGCGCCUACUGGACUCGGUUCGUGAUGAAGAGACCAGAACAGACUGUAUUGACAGGGUAUUGCGAUUCGCGUUGAACGUUGGUUGGGAAGGCGAAAGCAUCUGGACGUUUGUGAAUUUGGCGACAAAGAUGACAGGCGUAGGAGCCUCAACAAAAGCCCAAUGCAAAACGCUGUCAAAUGCAUUGGCAAACCUUCCUUUGUCUGAGGUUGGGGCUGCAGACGGGUGGAAGGGCUGCUUGGAAAGGGCAAGGGCUGCUUGGGUUGCUGGUCAGCAGGCGGACCAACGACACGGCCCGGGAUAG
This is a messenger RNA of Aspergillus niger, 1140 nucleotides long. RefSeq lists its product as uncharacterized. Gene Ontology annotation, biological process: protein prenylation. The record is from RefSeq and is a predicted model, not a curated record. The coding region runs from base 1 to 1140 and encodes 379 amino acids. NCBI's taxonomy places the organism in Eukaryota, Fungi, Ascomycota, Eurotiomycetes, Eurotiales, Aspergillaceae. Gene Ontology annotation, molecular function: protein prenyltransferase activity. Gene Ontology annotation, cellular component: cytoplasm. The transcript has a single exon.